Messenger RNA from Gastrolobium bilobum, 724 nucleotides. RefSeq names its product probable calcium-binding protein CML41. The coding region runs from base 28 to 612 and encodes 194 amino acids. The record is from RefSeq and is a predicted model, not a curated record. Gene Ontology annotation, molecular function: calcium ion binding; enzyme regulator activity. The transcript has a single exon. Lineage: Eukaryota; Viridiplantae; Streptophyta; Magnoliopsida; Fabales; Fabaceae.
GCAAUUUUCUUAACUAAAUAGUAUGUUAUGGCUACCGAGAAAAUUCUCAAACUAUCAAAGUGGUUCUCUAACAAAAGUCUCAGGCUUAGUCUACAUCCCAAAAGAUCAAGAUCUUCCCACUCAUCCUUGAGCUCUUCUAGAUCACUACCCAUGUCACCAUGUACCAUCCACAAUAAAAGUAGUGGAGAGGAAGGGUCACUAAGGGAGGUUUUCCGUCACUUUGAUGGAGAUGGAGAUGGGAAAAUCUCUGCCUAUGAGUUAAGGUCAUAUUUUGGGUCCAUUGGAGAGUACAUGUCUCAUGAGGAGGCUGAAGAGGUGAUCCAUGACCUUGAUAGUGAUGGGGACAACUUGUUGGACUUCAAGGACUUCAAGAAGCUGAUGAAGAGGGAAGGUAGGGAUGGUGGUGAUGAUGAGGAUCUCAGAAAGGCUUUUGAGAUGUUUGUGUGUGAAAAAGAAGGGUCUGGUUGUAUCACUCCAAAAGGGUUGCAGAGGAUGUUGCACCGCUUAGGAGAUGAAAAGUCCCAUGAUGAGUGUGUGGCUAUGAUUAAUGCCUUUGACAUAGAUCACAACGGGGUCCUUGAUUUCAAUGAGUUUCACCAAAUGAUGGCCUGAGUUGUUAAUUUAAAUCUAGUAUAUGUCUUUGAUGUAAGUGGAUAAUUAAUACUAAAUCCAAAUCAGAUAAUCAAGAAUUGCAAAAUUGCAGUGUUUAAUGAUUGCUAUCUUC